UAGCUAAUAAUUUCAAACUAGUUUACUUUACAGACUAGCAUUCUAUAUUAUUAUUAUACAAUAAAUUAAACAAUUUAUUGUCAAUUUUCCAUCAGUGAACAAAUCUGAAAUUCUUUUAGUUGUAUUGUAUGCCCAAGAGGCAAUGAAGAAACCAAUUAAACAUGUACCGUUUCUUCUUCUCCUAUCAUUUUUACCAUCCAUCCUCAAGAUUUCGACAGCUAUAGAUAUCAUUAAUACAACUCAGAUUCUUAGAGAUGGCGACACCCUGGUUUCAUCAGGGGGAAGAUUUGAACUGGGAUUUUUCAGCCCUGGUAACUCCAAUAAUCGGUAUGUGGGAAUUUGGUACCAAAAGAUACCUAAUAGCACUGCAGUUUGGGUAGCCAACAGGGAAAUUCCAGUAAGAAGUUCAUCAGGCAUCUUGAAAGUAAUGGAGCCGGGUAUCUUGGUCGUUCUGAAUGACACUAAUAACAUCAUAUGGUCUUCCAAUACAUCAAGAGUUGCUCGGACACCGGUUUUACAAUUGUUGGACACUGGAAAUCUUGUCCUUAGAGAAGCAAAUGAUGAUCGUCCAGAUAAUUUUCUUUGGCAGAGUUUUGAUUAUCUAAGCGAUACGUCCCUACCAGGCGUGAAUAUUGGUUGGAACUUUGUAACAGGUGUAGAGAGCUACCUGUCAUCGUGGAAGACCAAUGACGAUCCAGCUAGAGGGGAUUUUACAUUUCAUUUGGAUCCAACUGGAUAUCCACAGCUAGUCAUAAAAAGAGGUCCAACUACUCUGUAUAGACUGGGACCAUGGAAUGGUCUUGCCUUUAGCGGGCAAACAAACUCAGUGCAGGAUACGAAUUUCAGAUUUGUAUUUAUCAUGAACAAGGACAAGGUAUACCAUAGGCUAGAGGCCACUGACAGUUCAGUUAUUUCAAGGAUUAUUUUGACUCAGUCUGGUACUAUGCAACGUUGGACAUGGGUCGAUCGGAUCCAUGACUGGAUCCCUUACGUCAAUUUUCCAGCAGAUAAUUGUGAUACUUACAAAUUGUGCGGUGCUUAUGGUAGUUGCAAUAUUGCAAAUACUCCUGCAUGUGUAUGUCUUGAUAAAUUUGAGCCAAAAGAUCCAGAAGGUUGGAGUAGGUCAGAUUGGACGAAUGGUUGCAACCGAAGGACACCCUUGAAUUGUUUAAAGGGUGACAUAUUUUUGAAGUAUUCAGGAAUUAAAUUACCAGAUUCCCGAAACUCCAAGUAUAACAAGAGUAUGACUCUUGAAGAAUGCAAAGUGGAGUGCUUAAAGGAUUGCUCUUGUAUGGCGUAUACGCAGUUAGAUAUCAGCGGAGAGGGAAGUGGAUGCUUGUUUUGGUAUGAAGACUUGAUUGACAUCAGAGAUCUAUCUUCACACGGACAAGAUAUUUACAUUAGAAUGGCUUCUUCUGAAUUGGAUUCUAAAGGAAAGGGAAGAAAAAUAUUGAUAUCGAGUUUGACAGCGAUGGGGGUGGUUCUGCUGGGCCUGAGCUUGACGCUAUAUUAUCGAAAAAGGAAGAAAAAUUGCACAAUAUGGAGAACAGAAGGAAGUAGAACUGAAAGCCAUAAGAAAGAUUAUGAGCUGCCAUUGUACCGCGCAUCUACAAUUUCAAAAGCCACCAAUAAUUUUUCAGAAAACAACAAGCUUGGACAAGGUGGAUAUGGGCCAGUUUACAAGGUUCAGUUCAACAAGAAUCAAGGCCUGGAAAAAGUGAUCUUCUUCAAAAUUUAGUAAGAAAUUUUUGAAAGGUGAUGGACACUUCUGCACACUGAGCAUCAUGACAUCAUCCAUGCAUAUAUCUGUAUCAAUGUUCAAAUAUCCCCGUCUAUAGUAUAUGGGACGAAGUCUUCAAAUUCAAUACACAUAACAUAAAGGUUAGCCUAUGAGACAUAUUAAAAUAUCAUAUUAAU
Messenger RNA from Olea europaea var. sylvestris, 1917 nucleotides. RefSeq names its product G-type lectin S-receptor-like serine/threonine-protein kinase At4g27290. The record is from RefSeq and is a predicted model, not a curated record. The transcript is spliced from 4 exons. The coding region runs from base 143 to 1738 and encodes 531 amino acids. Gene Ontology annotation, biological process: recognition of pollen. Lineage: Eukaryota; Viridiplantae; Streptophyta; Magnoliopsida; Lamiales; Oleaceae.